This is a messenger RNA of Cladocopium goreaui, 3516 nucleotides long. NCBI's taxonomy places the organism in Eukaryota, Dinophyceae, Suessiales, Symbiodiniaceae. The record is from the annotation of a GenBank genome assembly.
AUGACCUUCUGCCUGGUGGGCUCCUGGGACGAAUGGCGUCACUUCACCGAGCUGCGUCCGGACACGGGUUGGCCAACAUCACUGGUGGCGCGGGUGCCAGUGAGGCGGCCCCCAGCCAUGGAGGAGUUCCAGAUUCUCCAGGGCCACGAUUGGUCAAAGCGCUACUAUCCUUCAACAAACAAAUCCACCGUGGAGGGGCCCGGAAACGUCCAUGGGCGGAACUUCCGGAUCACAGCUUUGCCAGCUGAGUGUAUGCAGCUAGAGAUUCGUUGGAAUCUGGGCAGGCGGCAGGUGAGCUGGAAACUCUUGGACGUUGGCGGCUGCGAGUUGCCUCAAAGCCCCAAGCGCGACGGCCAGCGCGGGACCCUCGCUGGACCAUUCUUUUUGGUGGGAUCCUGGGACAAUUGGAAAGGCCUCACCGAGCUAUGGCCCCAGUCGUCGUCCACGUCGUCCUUGUUCCGUGGGAUGGUCAAGGUUGAUGCAUCACUUGAUGUUCAAUUCCAAAUCCUCCGUGACCGAGACUGGGGUCAGCGCUUCCAUCCUGAUGCAGGUGGCGAUGGGCUGGCUGGGCCAGAUGGCCAACAUGGCCAGAAUUGGCGUGCCAAGCUGACUGAGAGGUGGCUCGAAGUCACUUGGUCGCCGUCUUCUGCACCAUACGUGCGUUGGCGUGGCGUCUCUGCUGCUGCCCAGCACCGCUUGGCCGCUGAACGCUUCGCCUUUCUGAUGGCCGAGCUUCGGUCGGAGGGGAGCAGGUCCUGGCUGCAGGGGAUGGCCAGAAUCUUUGAGGCCUUGCCGGAACUACAGCGAUCCUCGCCAUAUGGCAAGAGAGCGGAGCAAGACGCCACCGCCAGGUGUUUGUUGGCCACAGCUCUGCGUGACCUGGAGACUUUGGCGGAUCUGAGUGGUCCAGCCUCGGUGGAGCAACGGAAGGCCCUGCGACAACUGGAGGCCAAGGUGGAAGCACUGCUGCAGGAGUCGGGGUUCAAAGUGAUUGGACCUGACUUCAUGCAGGAGGCGCUGCCCGUGGAUGCCAGCAUGGGAGCUGUUCAAGUGAAAGCAUGGCAUCGCCUCGUGUACUUGCCACUGGUGAUGUAUGUGAGGAACACCGUUCACCUCUACGAACUCUUGGAGCGUCUCAAGGCACAGCCUGCCGUGGGCAGCUGUGCUGAGUUGCGGCAACUGUUGGAUGGUGAGGGUACAGCGAGGCGCAGUCCAUAUUCAUGGUUGGUCUUUGGCAUCCUGGGAGCGCUGCAGAGCUUGUAUCAAGUCCGGGAGGAGUGCGCAGGCCUUCUGGAGUUGCUUGCCAGCAGCCCACCGCAGACCGUUUGGGUCAAGGAUGGUGUGGAGUGGACACCAUCUGCGGGCCAUAGUGGUUUCCAUCGGAAGUCAGUCGUCAACGUCGAGCCAAUGAAGCCACCAGGCUCCCUUCGUAGUGGUGAUGCCUUGAUGUUUCGUGGAAUUUGGCUACCACCAAACACUGAGGAGGACACGAUUCGAUACCAGUACUCCUUCCAGUCCUUUUCCCGAAGCAUUGAAGGCGUCAUGCGGGUGCUUCGCUUCUACAGCGGCGUGACCUCGACCAAGGCAGCAGAUGCUGCCCGUGCUGGACAUAUGCUGAUCUAUGUGGGUCGAGACUUUGCCACGUCCUCCUGGGUCAUCCCAGUGCAACUGUUUGAUGGUCCCAAGAAGAAGGCAGGAGAUUCUGAGCAGGAGCUCUUGCUGCCUCCGUUUGUGGCCUAUGACUUCGAGGAAGACUUCUCCAUCGACCCUCACAUGGAUCUACCUGAGAAGCAAAGUCGCAUGACUGAGCUGGAAGACCUUUGGAGCGUGCAACUGCCAGAGAACCUCAAGCACUUUGUACUGGGACUUCUACCUCAUUUGAAUCAUUCGCAGGUUUCAGCCCCAUCUGGCGGCUAUCAAGUGUCUUUGCGGUUCCUGCGAAGUUUUGAACCCAUCCAGCCUGUUGCAGAGAUGCUCAAGGAUCCAAAGCAGUUCCUGUAUCUCUGGAAGGAGUGCCAGACAGCGGUCUUAUCGAAAGCCUUCAAGCAGGUGGAGCAUGACUUCUAUGACACUUUGCUCCGACAAGCAGAGUUGCAGCGCAAGAGGGAAGCUUCAAAGUGCCAUCAUUGUGCGUUGAAGCACCGUCAUUUUGAUCAGCUCCUUGAAAGAAGAAACCUUGAAGCAGACAUCGAGGACUUGGACCACGAGUUGGGCUGCGAGUCCUUGGGUUUGUUGCCCCAGCUCCGAGCCAAAGAGGAGGUGUUGAAAGACCUUGAAUGCUUGGACGAUGAAGGGCUCAUCUCUCUAAAAGGUCUUCUUCUCUUGGCCUUAGCUUCGGCCUCAGCAGCCUACGUUUUGCAGACCCCGCAGUUUGAUUCCCUCGAUCCAGCUUUCACUGCUGGCAUCUUGCGGUUUGAGCAAUUGGUUGGGCGCCAGAUGCCAAAACAUCUUAGAGAUCUAGCAGGAAAACAAGCACACUUGCGACAAUUAAGAGUAGCGCGUGCUGUGAAUGUUCAUCGAACAAAGAUCGGCCCACAAGAACCCUACAAGAUCGCACAGUGUUUCGGAGCAGUGUAUGACAUGGCAAAUUACAUUGGCUGGGCAGGCUUGAAUAUCGAUGCAAUGAGCAUCAACGGCACUUGCCCUGACACUGAAGAUGACACCACCUGUUCUGCCAACGCAGUUGGAUUUGUAUUUAACCUCAUCUGGGUUCUCAACAAUGCGGCACAGAUUCCGGUCUGGUGCGUGGCCGAUUUCGAGGAGAACAACACGGCUUCCAAGUCAAUCAGCUGCCUGGUAAGUAUGUCACUGUUCUUGGCAUCCGCUCUGCAAAUCACUGCCGAUGGACUUGCCGUGAAAACCGACUGUGAAUACCUGAGAAGCAAAGAUUUCCUGGAAUUCGAUUCCUUCCAGGAGUAUUUGGAGGAUCGCAUCGAGCAGUUGAAGCCGCGAAAACUGGACUCAGGUGACUCAGGCCCAGGAAAAAACCCAGGUGAACCAGAAAAAAAUGGACCCAGAGAUGCCAACAUCUCAACUCUUCCAAGUCUUCCAGCUCUUGGCACUCGUCGCCUGGAAGCUGACCUCGAUGUCUUCGUGGGAGAUGGAAAUGAUCUCUUCGAAGGAGAUAGAAAUCGAGCUUUGGCCCGGGGAGUUUGUUCCAUGAUCAUCAUGCAGCUGGCGAAUGACCUGCCAUACACUGGGGUCGACAUUUGGGGAGCAGUUCUGGAUUGUGGUUCGAGGUUUGGUCGGAACGUUGCAGAUUAUGAUGAGGAUUGUGCUGCAGAUGCCUUCAGUAUCAUCAGCGACGUCGUAAACCUUGCCACCGAUUUCUUGGUUAUCCUAGCGGCUUGUAAGGAUAAGUUUCCAGAGGAGAUUCCAUGCACUGCAGACUCCACGGACAUCACAUCGAACCUCUUUGCCGUGGGGGCCUGGGGCUUCACGGUGGACCAUUCAUGCAACCCCUUCCACAAGGAGCAUGAUACAGUCAACUACGAUAUCCCUUUAAAGUCCCUUUAA